Molecule: messenger RNA, 3958 nt
Organism: Clupea harengus (Atlantic herring)
Lineage: Eukaryota; Metazoa; Chordata; Actinopteri; Clupeiformes; Clupeidae
Gene: znf367
Product: zinc finger protein 367
Biological process (GO): regulation of transcription by RNA polymerase II
Cellular component (GO): chromatin; transcription regulator complex; PcG protein complex
Molecular function (GO): DNA-binding transcription factor activity, RNA polymerase II-specific; RNA polymerase II cis-regulatory region sequence-specific DNA binding
Source: RefSeq, a predicted model, not a curated record
AUGUCUACCUUCACUGCACUGCCACCGAAUUUGUGCUCUGAUAGAAAGUCGGCGGUUGGUGCUCACUAUACCACUGGGGAUUUCAGGGCGGAUGUUGAAAUUGUUUUGUUGCUUCAGCAAGCAAACACUGAUCAAAUCGAGAGUGCACGUCAAUUGUUUUGGAAAAGUUUUUUUUAUAUAUGUAUUUCGCGCUAACAGGUUUAGGUCUACCUUUACCAUUGUAGACUAUGAUUCAUCUAACCCUGAUUAUGAACACGUGCCAUACUGGCUACACGAAUAUGGCAUCAGUAGUAUCCUAUUCAGUUUAACUUUCAGUGGUUGGAAUGACAUUCUGUAUCCAUCUUUAAUUUUGUCCGUUUGAUUACGCAACUUCGGCGCCCUCUUCCCAUCCCCCUUCCCUUUAAAUUAACCAAAAUAUCAGGUACUUUCGUUGCACUGCGCGGGAGAAACUUAUAUGCUCUCAUUUAUUGGUUGAUUUAUCUGAACCCUCGCUUCUAUUGGACGAGGCCCUUGUCAAUCUUAAAGAGCGCGCCUCACAGCGUUUGAAAAUCAUUGGAUGUGGACGUCCUCUUCGAGCCGGAUAUUACGAAUGUUCCAAACUUGUCAUUGGUUACUGUGUAUUACACAUCGUUCUAACACACAUUUGAGUUAAUGUAAUAGGUUGUUUCCGCUGCAACGAAGGAGUGUUCUUUAACAAUCUCGCAGUUGAUUCGCUGAACAGACCGCCCGAGCGCGAUUUGUAACGCGGGAAAAGUGGUUCAGUAUCCGGCGAACAAUAUUCAUUCGACAGAACAGAAAACAGCCGGAGACAGAACGCAGAACGUUGAAAUAGAAUGUCAUUACAUGGCAUCUAAGAAAAGCCUGAAAACACUGCACACCUUGACUUUGUUCUGGAAAUGAAUGAUUUUUGUAAAAGUAAUCGAAGGUUUUAUCAGGAAUACUCAGCUAUUCGUCUUGUGUGGAUGGAGAAGACUUUCCCCUGGGCGUGAAUUUUGGAAGAGUUAACUUUUAAUCAUCCUGUAAGCAGAGGUAUUUUAUUCCAGUAUUUUUUUUGUAGAGCAGAGUUCACUUCAGUUUUAUUAAGGCUUGAAGGAAAUACAGAUUUGCCACGAUGGCAGAAGGCAAUAAUUCUCCUCAAGUGAUUUUUUGCAACGAUUCACCCAAACGAGUGCUGGUGUCUGUCAUCAAGACCACCCCGAUCAAACCCCCAAAGACCGACUCACUGAUGCCAACGAGUCCAGGUUUCAGCGACUUCAUGGUCUACCCGUGGAAAUGGGGUGAGAACGCGCACAAUGUGACACUCAGCCCCGGCUCGGGGGCCGGGCCCGCCUCACCUACACGGAGCGUCUCCGCGGGCGAGACUACGCUGCUUGACCACGCUGCUUGUCCUGACCACAUCAAGGAUGGCAUGCGCCGUGGGCGUCCGCGUGCUGACACGGUACGCGAGCUGAUCUCAGAGGGCGAGAACUCCAACAGCAGAAUCCGCUGCAACAUCUGCCAGCGCGUGUUCCCUCGGGAGAAAUCACUACAGGCUCACAAGCGUACACACACAGGGGAAAGACCUUAUCUCUGUGACUAUCCGGGUUGUGAGAAGGCUUUUGUCCAGAGCGGUCAGCUGAAGACACACCAGCGCCUUCAUACAGGAGAGAAGCCAUUUGUCUGCUCAGAGAAGGCCUGUGGCAGUCGCUUCACCCAUGCCAACCGCCACUGCCCCAAACACCCGUAUGCCCGCCUCAAGAGAGAGGAGCCAACCGAGGGCCCAGGGAAGGCCCACGGUGUUGACAACAAGGCCGUAGCAGAGUGGCUAGCCAAGUACUGGGAGACCCGUGAGCAGCGUGUCCCCCCACCCACUAAGGGCAAAUCAGUUGGGAAGGGGGGCCUGGAGGACCAGGAACAGCAGGAUCCCAUGGAAUACAUGCAGUCCGACGACGAGGAGGAGGAGACCUCUCCAGGCGAAGAGAAGUCCGGCGGUGGCGGCGGGGCGGCUAGACGCCGUCUGCAGGAGCAGCGGGAGCGUCUGCACGGGGCACUGGCCCUCAUCGAGCUGGCCAACAACCUGUCUCCGUGACGACCUAACGUACCCUGUACACACACCCGCCCCCAAGGGUGGAACCUAAGCUAAAAGCACCUUAUUUUCCGCUUCCAGUUGUACUCGUAUCUUAGAGCUGCUAUGACGGUAGAUGUCAUUAUUGUUAUCAUUAUAUGAAGAAUGUUCUCUGCCGUUGUUUCAAAGACAGAGUGGGACGAGAGCAGAAAGCCUGUUUUGGUUGGUGUCUUUGUUAUUUUGCACUUUUUUGUUGUUGUAACGAGUUUUUGUGCUUUGUUUUGAAUUGUUUUGUACCGUGUUUUUAGUGGUCUGACAGUGUGCAAAGUGUGUUUGUGUGUGUGUGUGUGUGUGUGUGUGUGUGUACAUAUGUGGAUUUGGGUGGGGAAAACACAGGGUGUAUUAAGAUGUCGGUAGGAAGAGUAGUCUCCACUUUGAUGGUAAAUUCAUGUUGAGAGUCCAUACAGGUGGUGGUGAUGGAGGCGGAACACAAGAGAGUUCCAGAAGAGAGGCUCAGAAAGGCUACUGUCUUUUAUAUUAAAAGCUAGCUAGCUUACGGAAAUCAUUAGUCUCUUAAUGGACACACAUCUAUUCAGUGCACCUAUUGUGGUUUGUCUUUAGCUAUUAUUUAACACUGCUAAGUUGAUCAUGUAACUCCAUUUUCAGAUUGAGGUGUCAGAUGCAGGCCUUUUACAUCAGUCGGCAGUUCUGCAGGGAUGUUUUGGGGAGCUGUGGUGUAUACUAGAUGUUUUUCCGCAAGUCUUACCCCGCCCAGCUCGAGAACUUCUUCGAUGAGAACCCAUAAAUCCCUCUAGAACACACUCGGGAACAGCUUCCUGCCUGAAGCCUUCGUCGGGUGGAUAAUUAAAUUACCCUCGGAAGGUGGCAGGCCGGUGGGCUGAGGAUUGUGGGUAGUGUAGUACAGAUAGGGGGUCCUUCUAAACAAACAGCUCUUCCUGGCGUCUCCCUGAGCUGACUUGCAAAGUCACUCAGAUCCUCUGGUGCUGUGUGAAGAAAUGGCACUUAUCUGUUGGUUCAGUAACGGACGGCUUCACCAGACCAUCACCAUCAUCAUCCUCUCUCUGCUCUUCCUCUUCUAGUCUUUCUCCAUGCAACACUACAUAACAGGCCUCCAGGAGUCAGCGCCCCGUUUGGAAUAGUGUUGUGCGUUUCACACCUCUGUUUCUCUGCACAUUUGGCAUGCAGCAGAAACAGUGACUUGGCCAGCCGAGUCAUUUAUGUGUGUGUUAAUACUGGAAAACCCCUUUUGUAUUGGCAAUCAACACCAAAUUAAGUCUUAUCUAAAGCUAAAGUAAAAAAUGAAAUGAUUUUAAUCUAAUUUUCUUAUUUUCCUUUUCUUUUUUUUCUUUUUUUACAUUUAACUAAAGUUAAUAUAUCACAGAAUCACUUGGAGAUGGCAAAACAAAAUGAUUUAGGAAGUGCUUAGACCAUUUUCUUGAUAACAGAAUGUAAUCCAGGUCCUGUUCAUUUGUGUUGUGUCGUUGUAAGCGGAGAAGGCUGUCGCCGUGGGGACCAGACAAUGAAAAUGGAAUGUUUCGACCCUCUUUUGGCAACACAUAGUACUAGGUAGAGCCUGUUGCUUCUCAUUAAAUAUUAUAUCUAUAUGUACUCUUGAGUCUUGACUGAUUUGUAGAUGUUCAAAUGUUCAUUUGUAUGUAAAUGUCACAGUCGGAUGAAUCCCACAUUUACACUGGAUAUCGGUUGACAGUUCAGAACUAAAAAGAUGUUCACAAAGUGUAGUGAUAUACUUAAUACCUUUACACAUACAGUUAUUGGAUACAUUAAUACCUUUACAAAUACAGUUAUUGGCAUUAGAAAGCUAAACUUGUGGCCAACACCACAAUGUCUUGCAGUGUUCAAUAAACCAGUACUAUUGAUCCCAUUCUGUGCGUA